Molecule: messenger RNA, 5683 nt
Organism: Cottoperca gobio
Lineage: Eukaryota; Metazoa; Chordata; Actinopteri; Perciformes; Bovichtidae
Gene: ctcf
Product: CCCTC-binding factor (zinc finger protein)
Exons: 18
Coding region: 456-2993 (845 amino acids)
Biological process (GO): regulation of transcription by RNA polymerase II
Cellular component (GO): nucleus
Molecular function (GO): RNA polymerase II transcription regulatory region sequence-specific DNA binding; DNA-binding transcription factor activity, RNA polymerase II-specific
Source: RefSeq, a predicted model, not a curated record
UGUCUGCAGUAGCUUCGACACCACCCCCCAGCGGCCGCACAGGCGCACUGAGCUCCCAACUGCCAUUUUGUGGCAGAGGCUACUCUGCUAAAGCGGGAGAGGGAUUAAAACAAACUGCGAAGAAGCCUGCAUUUCUUACCAGCCUGUUGAACUUUGUAGCACAGACUCUCUGCUUUCGGUCGAGUUAAACGGGAAGAGAAACGCACAAAAAAGAGGUUGUCAGGGACAGACAGGUAGCAGACUUUUGAUUCAGCAAAGCUCAGGGCUGUCAGGCAGCAAAGCAAAAGGGAGAUCAGCUGUAUCACAAUCCUGCAGGCUGCAGCCCAGUCUACAGAAAUCAUGAAAACAGUCAAUUUAUCCUUGCUAUUCCAGUGAGAAAGACUGAUCGGCUGGUCAUUGCCGAUCACCUGACAACCUGCCUGGUUUCAACUGAGGCAUCUCAGUUUCUACCCAGCAUGGACGGAGGGCCGACAGAUGGUGUAGGGGUGGUGGAGCUCCCCACCAAAGAUUUCCCCUCCAUCCAGGCCAUUCACAGCCAUGAUGCCAUGGUCGCUGACCUCCUCCAACAAGCUGCAGAGGCUGGGGGCGUGGUCGAGGGACAAGCAGGAGUCAUCCUGGAACAAGGUCACGGGGAAGGAAUAAUGGUAGCCAGCCAGGCCCAUCAUCAGAUGAUGGAAGCUGGGGUGGGGAUUGGCUUGGAUGGAGCCGGGGUUGAAAUGAUGGUUAUGGACUCACUGGAUCCCACCCUGUUGCAGAUGAAGACUGAGGUGAUGGAUGCUGCAGUGGGAGGAUUAUCGGCGACCAUGGGUGUCAUUGGAGGGGUAGCAGGAGCUGCUCACCAAGCAACUGUAACAACAGUGGACCAGACUCAAAUCAUCACACUACAGGUGGUUAACAUGGAGGAGCAGGCAGCUCUGGGUCUGGGGGAGCUCCAGCUGGUCCAGGUGCCCGUUUCUGCCACCACUGUGGAGGCCCUGCAGCAAGGCACCUUUUUAGACACUACUGCCAUGCCAAAGGACGGCGACCCAGUCAUCUGCCACACCCUGCCGCUGCCUGAGGGCUUUCAGGUGGUCAAGGUUGGAGCUAAUGGGGAGGUGGAGACAGUGGAGCAGGAGGAGGGAUUAGAAGCCCACACUGAACAGCAGGAAGAUGAGGAAGUGGGACACCACUUGCUUGAAGGGGAGGAUGAACGCAUUCAGCCUACGAAUGACGACUCAAACUGGGCUAAAGACCCGGACUAUCAGCCCCCAUGUGGAUCUCUCAGGAAGACCAAGAAGGGUAAAAAGAGUCGUCUGCGUUAUGCUGAAGGAGAUAAGGACAUGGAUGUCAGUGUCUAUGACUUUGAAGAGGAACAGCAGGAGGGCCUUCUAUCUGAGGUCAAUGCUGAGAAAGUAGUGGGCAACAUGAAACCACCCAAACCCACCAAGAUCAAGAAGAAAGGAGUAAAGAAGACGUUUCAGUGUGAGCUGUGCAGCUACACGUGCCCUCGGCGAUCCAACCUGGACAGACACAUGAAGAGUCACACAGACGAGAGACCUCACAAAUGUCACCUGUGUGGAAGAGCCUUCAGGACGGUCACCCUGCUAAGAAACCAUCUCAAUACACACACAGGAACUCGUCCUCACAAGUGCACAGACUGUGAUAUGGCUUUUGUGACUAGUGGAGAGUUGGUUCGCCAUCGUCGCUACAAACACACGCAUGAGAAACCCUUCAAAUGCUCCAUGUGUGACUAUGCCAGUGUGGAGGUGAGCAAACUAAAGCGUCACAUCCGCUCCCACACCGGUGAGCGUCCGUUCCAGUGCAGUCUUUGCAGCUACGCCAGCAGAGACACAUACAAGCUGAAGAGACACAUGAGGACACACUCAGGAGAGAAACCUUAUGAGUGCUACAUCUGCCACGCCCGAUUCACCCAGAGUGGAACCAUGAAGAUGCAUAUUCUGCAGAAACACACAGAGAACGUGGCCAAAUUCCACUGUCCACACUGUGACACUGUCAUCGCACGCAAGAGUGACCUGGGCGUCCAUCUUCGUAAGCAGCACUCAUUCAUUGAGACUGGAAAGAAGUGCCGCUACUGCGACGCCGUUUUCCACGAGCGCUACGCUCUGAUCCAACAUCAGAAGUCCCAUAAGAACGAGAAGAGGUUCAAAUGCGACAUGUGUGACUACUGCUGCCGCCAGGAGCGCCACAUGGUCAUGCAUCGUCGAACCCACACUGGAGAGAAACCAUAUGCCUGCAGCCAAUGUGAGAAGACCUUCAGACAGAAGCAGCUCCUGGACAUGCACUUCAAACGCUACCACGACCCCAACUUUGUACCCACCGCAUUCGUCUGCCCCAAGUGUAGCAAGACCUUCACUCGCAGGAACACCAUGGCUCGCCACUCUGAGAACUGCAACGGUGAGGUGGAUGAUGCCGAGAAUGGAGCUCCAACCCCAAAGAAAGGGAGGAGAGGAAGAAAGAGGAAGAUGAGGAGCAGGAGAGAUGAGGAUGACAGCGAGGAGGAUAAUGCUGAACUGGAUGAUGAUGAUGAGGACGAGGAGGAUGGUGAUGGUGAGGAAGAAGCAUCACCGCUACAGGAUGAGGAGGAGCCAGAAAGCAUGGAACUGGACCAGGCCCCCGCCGCCAUCCCAGUACCAGCUCCCGACGAGCCACCAGUCAAGAGGAAACGAGGCCGACCCCCAAAGAACGCCCCCAAGCCUCCAACUCCCUGCAAAUCUGUCAGGGUGGCUGCCAAGGUGGCUGCUACUGCUGCUGCCAUCAUUCAGGUGGAGGAUGAGAGUACUGGAGCAGUGGAGAACAUCAUAGUGAAGAAGGAAGAUAGCGACCCCUCUGCAGUGACACCUCUGGAGCAGGGAGUGGCCCUGACCGUGGAGGGGCUGGGGCUAGACGGGGAAGGGGUUGAGACUGUUGAGCUGGCUGUGAAUGAGGAAACAGCCGCUGCCGCCGCCAAUGGUGAUCUGACACCAGAGAUGAUCCUCAGCAUGAUGGACCGGUGAACUCGACACACUGCCACCCGUGUAACCGGACUAUGAGUAAAACUGGCAAAUACACAUUAACAUUUCCGCAUCCUUGGCCUACGCCUCAUGUACCAUCUGUGUGAGCUUUUAAUGGAAGCCAUUUUGCCUUCAUUGAAGUGGCUGCAAAACCAACCAUGCACAAAGAAGGGAAGCCGCAUGUAAAUACUUACACACAGUAACUUCACAUCCAUGUACAUCAACUGCACAGCUGAUGUGUGUAGGUCUCACACACACCUGAGUCAACUCCCUCAUCAUAUACAGAUAUCGUCCAAGCUAAUGACAGACAGCUCUCUGCUCUUAAAUGCUUAUUUCAGUUUGAAUGUCUUCUGAAUGAAUCAUUGUGUAUUUUCUACUUGUUUCUACCCAAAGCCACAUCCUGUGUCAGCCUCUACCCACACGCUGCAGUUAAUGUUCAGAUCCCCUCUAUGUUGCUCUGCCAAAAGGACACAUUUGAUCUACCUUCACUUUUCACUUUGAUUUCCUGCUUGCUGUUCUUGCAACUAUGCUGAUUUUGAAAAUACCAAGCCUUUAUAUGUGUAUAUAUAGAUAUAAAUGUAGUUUUUCCUAAUGAAACUUAGUAUAUGGAACUUGAGAUACCACUUGCUCUCAGUCAUAUGAUCUGUAUAUUUUAAGUAUGAUUUUCCUCCUUGUUAACACACGGUCCAUGUUUGGCUGUUUGGACAUUGAGGCUUUUAUAGAAGGAAGUUAAAAGAGGGAUUCUUCUGUAUUCAUGAGCAAACGUGUGCACAGUUGGAUCCAUUCUAAUGAACUGAAGUCAGUGAUAACCGAGCUUGAACUUUCAGCUUUGUCAGCAGUCAACCUUGUUCAGCAGGAAACUUGCCCCUCAGUUCGCUCAUGGAUAUUCUAUACUUGAUAUGGCUGCUAAUUUAGUUUCCCAGCAUCAACAUUGAGAUGACGUAUUUAUUUUUGUCCUACCAUUGGAAGAUAUGUUUUAUUCAUAGGUAAUGUUCCUCCUCCUGUUCCACAUUUUGAAGGAGGCAGUUUGACAUCACGUAAUGUGAAAGAUCCCUGCCGGUUGGAAAAACGGAUAAUCCUGAUUUAGUUGCAAAAGCGUUGUACUAUAGUUGUGAUCUUGAACAUUCCAAAUACUUCAGUUAACAUGAAAUUAUAAUCUAUGCAUUUGAAUCAUCUCACUUAAAGAAAUGAGCCGUAACAAACUCAAGCGUUGUAUUUCAAGAUAAUACCAGUCACUCUUUAUUUUCAUUUUCUAAAAUGUAUUCACUUCCCCGUAAAUAUCUUUCAUGGAUCAGUUAUCAAAGACCAGCUUGUGAAUCAAUGUGUCACUCAAAACUUCUCCCCACAAUAAUCAAUGAUCACCAACUGGUGGUUUGCCUGUAAAUACACAUUUGAAAGCCUUUGCGUUUUGAUUGAUUGUGAACCUUCUUAAUGUUUUUAAAUGCCUGAUUUGGAGAUGCGUUGGUUAAAAUGAACAUUUACAAUUUAAUUUCUGUGGUAAACAUGUUGGUGCCACACCUGGUGGUACUCCCUGUCCUGAGCCUGUAAAGGUGGGUUACCUCUCCAUCAUGCUUUCCUCCUACAGAUGAGCCCCUCCUAACCAACCAAACUGAAUUGAUCUAAUCUGAACCACUAUCAUUUUUCUGUGUGUAUUCUGUUGCUCAUAAUCGUUUUGUGUCUGCUGUUUGCUGAUACACAACUGUUUUCUGUUUUGCAAUUUUCAGUUCGGGUCAAUUUGUAGUUGCCACUGCGUUUCUCUGCGGUUGGUUCAGUGAAGCUUUGUCUUAUUCUGUUCUCCUGAGUAUCUGCUGAAACGCUUUGGCACUCACCUAAAAACUUAUACUGAAUACGUUCAACUAGUAAAUUGCAUGUAAUAACAACAAAACAGCCUUCUUGUUCUUUUUUGACAGGUUUUAUACUGUUUGCUGUACUAUGUGACUUAAUUAGGUAAUCAAGAAGCCCCGGAUGAAGGCCGUGUUAGCCUUGCAGUUGUUAUCCAUUUGCAGCUCAUACUGAGGUACGUCCUCUCCAGGUCUGUUAUCCCUGAUUUGUAUAAAAACACAGGUUGAAAUCGCUUAAAUGAAGGUUGGAACAAAAGGGAUGGUCCAAAUUUUAUCAACUCGUAUGAUUUGAGUCGUCUGACGGUGUUAAUCCUGAGACUUUUCUUGUGAGCUUGACCACAGGUUAUGAUGGUUGAUAUGUGGCCUUCCUUUUAUUACAAGAAGACAUGUUCUCAUUACAUGGAAGUAUUUCCUCUGUAACGUAACAUUGGUUAGAAGUCCAGUAUUGCAAAAGCCAGCUGUAAAGAACCAUGGACACAAAAAGAAAGUAAGAAAAUCAAUGUUUUGUAAGAAUCUUUCAGAAUCAUCAAUUGUGUGACUGUAUUGCUGUGGUCUGAGAUCUCAUUCUGUAAAACAAGAACAAAAUGUUCUGUUAUCAACUUGUGGUGUUAUUGUUCUGCAGGCGGACGGAUGGAUGUUUGACUGUUGUCAAAGCAACAACAGCAUUGUUUUUUGUUUGCACAUUGCUUGUUUGUUUGGGCAGAAAUGAGAGAACGGUUUUAAGAUGGUUUUAAACACAUCCCUGUUUUAAGAUCAAGAAAACAGAAGAAACCUUUGUCAUGUCAUUUUUGAAGAUAAGACACUGUACAGCUGAUAAAUAAAAUCAUCCUAAUGGGCCCAUGGCUGAAUGAA